AACACCAAGCUGCGAGAGCAGCAGCAUCGGCCGCCAGCACUUUGAACCACCCUCGCGACAGCAGCUGCCGCAACUUCCUCCCCCGGCGCAGCCCCGCCAUGGCUGUGCACGAGCCUGGCGCCCUUGCGUCGACGCCCGACUAUGAACGGCUAGCAGCGGAGCAGCAAGCCCUUGCGGGAGGCCUUCAGGAGCGCGACGCUCUCAACUCCCGGCUGCUGGACCUGACAGGCUUGCGCCACAGCUUGACGCACUCGCAGGCCGAGCUGGAGCAGCAGCGCCUGGAGCGGGAGGCGCACGAGAAGCGGAUGGAGGCGGCGCGGUGCUCCGCCCAGCUGAGCGUGGACCUGGCCAAAAACCGGGUGGACCUGCACCGGUGGCGGCAGCGCACCGCGCUGCUCAAGGUCCGCCUGUCUAGCGCGCACGAGGAUGUGGACCGCUACCGCCGCAUGGGCGACCUGCUGCACCGCCAGUUUGAGCUGGAGAUGGCGGCCCGGCGCGGCAGCCGCGCGCAGGCGUCGGCGCUGGGGCGCCAGGUGCUGGCGCUGACGGGGCGCAUGCGGGAGCAGGCAGCGGGCAUCGCGGCUCUGCAGGCCGAACUGCUGCGGCUGCAGGAGACGGUGGCAGCACGGGACGCUGAGAUUGCGGCGCAGCAGGAGGCCAUGGUGACCAGCAGCGACGCGGCGCAGGCGGCGCUGGCAGAGGUGCAGGCGGCGUGCGGGCGGCUGCAGGAGCAGGUGGCUGCAGUGCAGGAGCGUGCCAAGCUGGCAGACCAGACGGCUGCUGCAGCACAGGAGCGCGCCAACCUGGCGGAGCAGACGCUGCGGCAGAAGGAGGCGCUGCUGGUGGAGAAGGAGCGGUUCCAGUCAGAUGUGCAGCACUUCAGCCAGGACCUGCAAAAGCUGGCGCGCGAGACCAGCAGCGUGGUGGAUGGCAAGCUGCAGGAGCAGCUGUCGGCGGCGCAGGCGCAGCUCUUUGAGGAGAAGCAGAAGCGGGUGGAUGCCGAGGGGGAGGCUCAGAUCCUGCGCGCCAAGUCGGAGCAGGUGCAGCGCGACGUGGAGCGCCUGCAGCGCAGCCUGGCGGCCCGCGACUCACUCAUCCAGCAGCUCAAGAUGGCGCGCCUGACAGACACGCCCGCCCGCCAGGUCACUCAGACGAUGGAUCUUGUGGGCUCGCUGGCCAAUGACCUGGCAGGCACACCCGCCACCGACCUGCUCAUGCGGCAGCGCUCGGCA
Chlorella variabilis is the source of this 1232-nucleotide messenger RNA. Its product is annotated as expressed protein. The annotation marks the transcript as partial. The record is from RefSeq and is a predicted model, not a curated record. Lineage: Eukaryota; Viridiplantae; Chlorophyta; Trebouxiophyceae; Chlorellales; Chlorellaceae. The transcript has 6 exons.